GUGACUCCUGGAAGUGGGUUGCUGGUGAUCAGCUGACCGGGUCUGUUUUUUUUUCUAGGUUCAUUCAUUUACCCCGUUCUUUUUUUUUGGUAGCGUAUUUUUUAUUUUCAGGUAGUUUCUUAAAUACCAUAAGAAGGACGAAAAUGGACGACAGUCAGGACUUGUUCGUGGGCGAGGAUGGAAGGCCUCGGUCUGUGACAGUAGAUCUAUACAAUGACUCAUCUCUUCAAGUUGAGAUCUCGGAUGCAGUCAGUGAGAGGGAUAAGGUCAAGUUUACCGUCCACACCAAGACAAACCUUGCUCACUUCAAGAAGCCAGAGUUCUCAGUGGUUAGGCAGCAUGAGGAAUUCAUUUGGCUCCAUGACACAUACUUGGAGAAUGAGGAUUACGCCGGCAUCAUUAUUCCACCGGCACCACCCAGGCCUGAUUUUGAGGCAUCUCGGGAGAAACUGCAGAAGUUGGGUGAGGGCGAUGGCUCCAUGACCAGAGAGGAGUUUGCCAAAAUGAAACAGGAGCUUGAAGCGGAAUACCUAGCCAUCUUCAAGAAGACAGUGGCAAUGCAUGAGGUUUUCCUUCAGAGGCUUGCAAUGCACCCCAUCCUACGCAGAGACCACAACUUCUAUGUGUUCUUGGAGUAUGACCAGGAUCUAAGUGUACGAGGGAAAAACAAAAAAGAAAUUUUUGGUGGGUUCCUGAAGAACAUUGUGAAAAGCGCCGAUGAGGCCCUGAUCACCAGCAUGUCUGGACUAAAGGAGGUGGAUGAUUUUUUUGACCAUGAGAGAACAUUUCUUCUAGAGUACCACACCAGGGUAAAAGAUUCCAGCUUAAAGGCUGACCGCUUGACCCGCUCACACAAAAAUGUUGCAGAGGACUACAUUCCAAUCUCCUCCGCACUCAAUGUUCUGGGGACUCAAGAAAGCAGUGCAAUCAGCAGGAGCUUUAUUAAACUUGCUGAACUCUUUGAGAAGCUGCGGAAAGUGGAGGGACGUGUGGCAUCUGAUGAAGACCUCAAAUUGUCAGACCUCCUUCGCUAUUACAUGAGAGACUCUCAGGCUGCUAAGGAUUUACUGUACAGGCGUGCACGUUCCCUGGCCGACUAUGAGAAUGCCAACAAGGUGCUAGAUAAGGCACGUAUGAAGAACAAGGAUGUCAAACAGGCUGAAAAUCACCAGCUGGUCUGUUGUCAGAGAUUUGAAAAACUGUCUGAUUCGGCUAAGCAAGAGCUGAUAGAUUUCAAAGUUCGAAGAGUGGCAGCCUUCAGAAAAAAUUUGAUUGAGCUAACAGAACUUGAGUUAAAGCAUGCCAAGGCCAGUUUACUUUUAUUACGAAACUGUCUAGUCUCUCUGAAAAUGGACCACUGACAUAGCACUGACCCUGGAUAUGCCAACAUUUUUUUUUUUUUUUAUUUGUUUCCAUUUGUUAUAAUUGUUACUGUAAUGAUUUUUUAAUUCCAUGUUAAUAUUAUGACGGCUGAUACUUUUAAUAUUUUUCCAUAUAGGUAUUCUUAACUCCUAUUUUACAACUGAAGGCAUCAUGUUAAACUGACUUUAAAAUCCAAUCAUGUUGUGUUUUCAGAUUAUUCAGUUUCAAGACAUUAGUAAGCGGUGCUAACACCAGACACAUCCCUCUGUUUCUUUGUGCUGUUCAGCAGGCUUGACUUUGACUACCCACCUUUCAUGGCAUACAGACUUUGUUUUCUGCUGCUUUAUAUAUCUAUAUAUAUCUAUAUCUAUAUAUAUAUAUAUAUAUAUAUAUAUAUAUAUGACAGGUAUGCGAAAUGAGAUUUUUACAAGGUCCACUACAAUGCGAGCAGACUGAUGUUUAAUUACAACAUAUGCAAACUUUCAUUUUAACAAUGGCAACAUUAAACUUGCUUAAGCAGGCCAGAAUGAUGGAUCCUAGUGAACUGCUUGUUCACAUUAAACAAACCCAUCAGUGAUUUCAUCUGAAGUUGUCGGUGUCGGCAGGGUUUUGUUUUUCAGUUAUUUAAAAUAAAUACAGUAUGUAAUUUAAGUGCCUGUACCAUCACCAUAUACAGUGUGAGCUUCAUCAUGUGCACUGUGUUGUUGCAGCACAGACAAAGUACUUCAUUGUGUUCUCCUUGUAUAUCUAAAAAGACGACAGGGUUGUAUAAGUUGUUAUUGGCAUUUCUCCUUGUCAUGUUACAGAAUUAAAAGAAAUAAAACGGUACUCGUGAAGCAGCACCAUCUGUGGAGCCACCUUAGUGGGGUCCCAGUGUGCUCAGGCCUUCGUUUUAUGUCAUAGAACCAAAAAGGAUGGAACUUGCUGAAUACUGGCUACUAUCAUGAAAACAGACUUGCACAAUUUUUUGUUUUGUUUAUUUACUUGAUCAAUGCCAUUGCGUUGUUUCCAGUUUCUUUUUGAAAACAGUACAUAACACACUUGGCUGAAUCUAGGCCUGGCUGGGGCAAUAAGCUGAGUAAAUAAUGGCUAUUAGGAUGGAAGGGUACAGAAUACUGUGUUCUGGCUUCCAAGAAGGGCUUAGAAACUAGUUAAUGUCAUAUUUGGAUGACACCUUUUCAGGAAGUGUCUCUCAAGAUUACAAUUAUUAACAUUUCUUUGUACAGUCGGAGCAAAUUCAGGGCAGUUUCCUCCACUGCUUAGGACUGGCCUACUGUAAUGCUACCCUUCCACUGUAAAAUGUUUAGCCUACAACAAGCCAAGAUCAAAUAAAGCUCAAAAACCAUAAAACCUUAAGAUGACAGUGGCAUAACUAGAGUGAAUCCCUCUCCCAAAAUGAACGCAUGUACAACACAUGUAAAGGAACUCAAGAGACAGACUUGUAAUCUUGUGCUACAACACCAGCUUCAAUCAUGAUUUCUCAAAAUGUCCACAUGGGUCUCCUCCCACAGUCCAAAUGCAUGCAGGUAAAGGGGGUUUGGUGUUGCUGUAUUGGCCCCUGAUUUAUGAGUGUGUUUCCCCUGUGAUGGACUGGUGUCCUGUCCAGGUGUUGAUCCUGCGUACCCGUACGCAAACUUCCACGUUCUUCCGCU
Messenger RNA from Polypterus senegalus (gray bichir), 3014 nucleotides. Its product is annotated as sorting nexin-32-like. Gene Ontology annotation, cellular component: endosome. Gene Ontology annotation, molecular function: phosphatidylinositol binding. The coding region runs from base 144 to 1361 and encodes 405 amino acids. The transcript has 13 exons. The record is from RefSeq and is a predicted model, not a curated record. NCBI's taxonomy places the organism in Eukaryota, Metazoa, Chordata, Cladistia, Polypteriformes, Polypteridae.